Messenger RNA from Conger conger (European conger), 2664 nucleotides. It is a transcript of the gene map6a, whose product is annotated as microtubule-associated protein 6a. Gene Ontology annotation, molecular function: calmodulin binding; microtubule binding. The transcript has 5 exons. Gene Ontology annotation, biological process: regulation of microtubule cytoskeleton organization; cytoskeleton-dependent intracellular transport; microtubule cytoskeleton organization. Lineage: Eukaryota; Metazoa; Chordata; Actinopteri; Anguilliformes; Congridae. Gene Ontology annotation, cellular component: cis-Golgi network; Golgi-associated vesicle; microtubule. The record is from RefSeq and is a predicted model, not a curated record. The coding region runs from base 396 to 1634 and encodes 412 amino acids.
CUUCUCCUGGGGAUGCUGGAACGAAGCGGGCGGGGUCCUUUUCUUGCAGCAUUAUUUCUUUUUUCCACUCGCAGCGCAAUGUGCAAGACCGAGCGCAUCCGAAAGCGAACUGAGGCUGAGAUCUGAGCGCAUUUGAAGAACCCGAAAUUCAACAAUCUGGGGAAAUAUUUCCGUUUUUGUUUCUAGCUCAUUUGAUCCGCCAUGGAACCGUAGUCUGUCGUUCUGGGACAUUAUAAAAUAAACUUGAUUUCGAGAUACGGCACCGCGGACAUCUUAUUUAACCCGUUGGUGGACGGUUUGGGAGAGGUGUGAUAGGUGAGAGGAUUUGAUAAAUUUACGGACACUGAAUUAUACAGGCUUCUUAUUUUUUGCUGGUUUCGUUAAUCACCAUAAACAUGGCGUGGCCGUGCAUCUCCCGGGCUUGCUGCAUGGCCCGCUUUUGGAACCAGCUUGACAAAGCUGACAUUGCGGUGCCUUUGGUGUUCACCAAGUAUUCCGAUGUGUCCGAAAUGCAGCAUCUCACUUUGCACCAUCAACAAAAGCAGCCGCAGCCGCAGCCGCAUCCCCAGGCGCGGGCCAGCGCAGUCGCCAUAGAAACGCUGCCGUCCCAUAGCGAACAGGAGGUAGUAGCCAAGGCACCUCCCGCGACGGGUAGCGCUGCGCCCGACGAGAGCUCCGGCUCAUCGGUUAUGCGCCAGGAUUUCAAACACUGGAAAGUACGUCCUGAGCCUAGUUGCAAACCCAAGAACGAAUAUCAAGUUUCCGAGACGCCGUUUAACAACGAGACGCAGUAUCAGAAGGAUUUCAAGCCAUGGCCUAUUCCGAGACGGGGAGACCAUCCUUGGAUUCCCAAGCCGAGCCCCGUGAUUUCUGCCCCCGACGACCGGGCUGCACAGAGAGCCAAGCAUGCCCAGGCGCCCGCGGAAGUCGACAGCGAUGUGGAGAAAAGCGAAAUUGCAGACAAAGUGCAAGAGAAGGAGCUUCUGAGCGGAGAGAGGAAAAAGAGGCAAGCAAAGAAAAGUGCAGAGGAGAAGGUAGUUGGCAUUGCUACGGGAGCCAAAACGGAAGGGCAGCAGCCAGACAUCCCCGUAGAGGGCAAAGGGAGGGCCGCAGUGGACGCGGUGAACCGGCAGAUCAAGCAGGAAGUUGGCGCUGGGAGCUCGUACAGGAACGAAUUCAAAGCCUACACUGAUGUGAAGCCCGUGAAGGCCAUCCGGGCCAAGUCCCAGUACCUGCCCCCGGACGAGAGGCCCUCUCUGGAGACCAGCUACAGCGCCACCUACAGGGGGGAGCAGGCCAAGCAGGAGGCCGGCCUCCGCACCCUGGAGCGCCGCAGGAUAAGGAGCCUAUACAGCGAGCCCAGCAAAGGCUUUGCUGAGACUGACAGCAGCUCUGUUAUAGAUCCACUGUUCUGUCAGGUGGAAAAGCCGAGCACCUCGCGCUCCAAGCCCAAAAAGACGGCAACGUCAUCGGCGGGAAAAGCAGCGAAGAAGGCCAAAGAGAAGCAGCCCAUGUCGGUGCGCGGCGCCAAGAAGAAGGCCUCGGAAAACCAGCCCGAGCCCAGACCAGAGGAGGGUGCCAAGGAGAAAAGUAAAGAGAUGAACAACAAACUGGCUGAGGCAAAAGACUCAUAGCUGGGAACUGCAUGUGUAGUGUGAGAGUGAGAUUGGAAGAGGAUUUUUUUUUUUUAAGCAAACAAAAACACAAACACAUUUGACCAAAUUGUGAUUCUCCUGGGCUAACUGGAUAUUGAGCCAAGCGCUUCACUGUAGAUACUGCAGGUGGUUAUGCACAGCAGAAAAAAAAAGAUCUUCCUUGAGUAAAAUAAUAGUCGGAGCUUUGUCAGACCAUAGGAACUGCUGGCUUUAUGGUCUUUGGGUGCUCUGAGGUCUGUAUGCCUACUAUGUUGCUGUGUAGCAAUCAAUGUGUUGAUUUAAACGUAUGUGAAAUCUAUGGAGGGCAGUAGGGUCAGCUGUGCUGUGUAAACAUGGCCGCCCAACUUGAGAAAGCCAGUCAGUCAGCCUUUAUACAAGCUGCUGAUAGUGCAUGGAGUUGUGGGAGAGGAGAAAGGUGCUGGUGACAGUGUAAACGAUCUCAGUUGACUUGAGCGUCAUGGGCUCUGUUGGUGUGAAAGGCCCCUAUAGGCGAGCGUCCAUUUUGUGCAAAAUCCCCCCCAGGUUUCCAUUGGCCCCAUCUCUCCCUGUCUCUGGUGUCAUCUGUCGUGGUGGUAGUCUGUCUCUCCAUCUCGCGUGUGGGAGUCUUUAGCCUCAUCGUCUGUCGUGCCGUGCGUGUGUUUGUGCGCCUCCUCGUGACCCUGAGGAUGUGGCUCGAGGGCGGCCAUUUUGUGUGCCGGGAGGGUGAGGGCCACCUCAUUACCAUUUUGCAGCCUUGGGCUUGUUGUGCGUCGCCAGGGCGAUCAUAUUAGCGUGCUGAGCACACCGAACUUGGUGCUAUAUCUCUCUUCCUCUCACUAUCUCUCUAUCUAUCUCUCUCUCCGUCGCUGCUCUUUCAGAAGGAUUUGGAAAAGGAAAAAGAAGGGAACAAAAGAUAAAGGAGAAAGUAUAACAAAGGAGACAUGUACUGCAAACGUGUGUGACGUGAUUGUGUUCUCUGCUUGCUACAAUAUUGAAAUUAUUAAUAAAUGCAAAAAGCGGUUAAAAAAAA